Molecule: messenger RNA, 210 nt
Organism: Aspergillus fischeri NRRL 181
Lineage: Eukaryota; Fungi; Ascomycota; Eurotiomycetes; Eurotiales; Aspergillaceae
Product: 60S ribosomal protein eL39
Exons: 2
Coding region: 1-210 (69 amino acids)
Biological process (GO): translation
Cellular component (GO): cytosolic large ribosomal subunit; ribosome
Molecular function (GO): structural constituent of ribosome
Source: RefSeq, a predicted model, not a curated record
AUGGAUGACCGUACUCGAGACAUCGUAUCCAACAAAAAUCAAAGGGCUGUCGUUGCAUAUCACUGCUAUCAGAUGUGGUCCCUGGUCGUGGAUACGGAGCCGGAUAGCCACAAGAGUUUCCGCACCAAGCAGAAGCUUGCCAAAGCUCAGAGACAGAACCGUCCUAUUCCCCAGUGGAUUCGUCUCAGGACCGGUAACACCAUCAGGUAA